Linepithema humile (Argentine ant) is the source of this 2248-nucleotide messenger RNA. RefSeq lists its product as uncharacterized. Gene Ontology annotation, biological process: neuron projection development. NCBI's taxonomy places the organism in Eukaryota, Metazoa, Arthropoda, Insecta, Hymenoptera, Formicidae. Gene Ontology annotation, cellular component: cytosol. The record is from RefSeq and is a predicted model, not a curated record.
CGUGCUCUACCGAUCUGUCAUUUCACACGUGCGAAAAAUCUAACCUUUGCGUACGGGAGAAAUGAAUCCAAGGAGAAGUUAAAGGCACGCCAUAACCAAGUUGGCAAUAUUCCUCUAACUAGGGGACACUUUAAAAAAAAAAAGGAGAAAUUAAUAGUGAUGAUUUAUUAAAAAUGAACACCAAUAUUACUUCGCAAGAAUUACGAACAAUUAUAAAUGAAGAAAAUUGGAAUCAAUUAUUAGAAAACGUCAAACCAAAGCAUUUUGUCAAGCAGGAAUCAGAAGAGUUGCCUGAUGCAAGGAUUUUAGCACAGAUAUGUCAAUUGCUCGUAAGUGAAACCGCUCCGGAUGUGAUUAAAAUUUUAUGUUUGAAAUGUUUGGGAAACUCUUGCCUCGACAGCUACAAAUACAAACAACACAUUAUGGAAAAUAUAAAAUCUGAUAAUUAUAACAAAAAUUUAUAUAACAAAUUAUCUAAAAAUAAUUUGUGUGAGCACAAAGAAGACUGCAACUACCCACACGAUUCUCACUUUCCUUAUGAUGGAGUCGUAAAAUGGGCUGUAGAUUAUAUUAGAACUCGUGAUAAAUCCAAGGAUUCCUUGACUGACAAGGAAUUGGAUAUCUUUAGACUCAGCAUUCAAUUCUUAUGUAAUUUAUUUACAUAUGCAUGUCCUGAUGCAAUGUCUACAGAUGAUAAAAUUCUAACAUAUUUAAGUUGUGAUGAUUUAAAACAAGCUAUUGUGAAUAGUAUGCAGUGUGAUCACAGACCUCUUGCCAGUGCAGCAUGCAUAUAUGUACACAACAUGUUGAAGAAGUUACAUUGCAAUUAUUUCACAAGUGAUGAAAAGGAUCUAUGUUUUCAAUUAUUAAUGAAACCUGUUAAAGAAGGUCUUGCAUCUGCAAAGGAUACACUGUUGCAUCUAAUGCAUCAGCCAGAUGUAACAUUUGUAAAUGUAUACAAUAGUAUAGCGAUAAGUGAGAAACUAGAUUUACUUGAAAUUAUCUACAAUGAACUUUGGAAGUCCUGGCAGUCUGAUCCUAGCACAGUGCUCACAGAUGAUCAAGCUGAGUUUUUAGCGCUAACAUUUUGCAAAAAAAGCGAUCUUAUUUUGAAAACUGAGGAUAUGUACGUAAAUAGUGUAGAUCCUACAGAAAUUAUUCUUAUCCUGAACAUUUUGGGACUCCUUACAACUGAACAUAAGAUUUCAAAAAAUGCCAAAUGUUUACUCAUUAACUGCAAAUAUCUCUUAAUGUCCUUACAUAUGAUGGGAAAGGAAUCGGACAAUAAUUUCACUCCAAUAACGAAUUUAAGUAAAGUGGCACCUAGUGCUCAAAGAAGAGCAAUUAAUUCAGCAACGAAUGAUGCUGGGACAUCUGAAGCAGGAACAACAAAGUGCGAUCCACAAGAUCACCCUGCGUAUGGCUUUAAGGCGGGACUAAUACGAGUCAUUGCAAAUAUGGUACACAAAAACAAAAUGUGUCAAGACCUGUUUCGCGAAAUAGAUGGAAUUCCAUUGCUUUUGGAUUGCUGUAACAUAGACGCAAGGAAUCCGCUUAUAUUGCAAUGGACCAUUCUCGCUUUGAGAAAUGUGUGCGAAGGAAAUCUCGAGAAUCAAGAAAUUAUUCGAAGUUGCAAAAAGGAGGGCACGCUGGAUAAUUCUGUACUGCAAGAAAUGGGAUUGACUCUGAGCGAAGACGCGGAUGGGAAAUCGAUUCGAAUCGCUCCUUUGCGUCGCGAUUAGGAAAAUAUACAGUCCUGAACGCGAACGACAACCUGUUCAAUAAUUAUCGAACUAUUACACGCGCGAUAGCCGCUUGUAUAUCGAUAAUAUCCUCGAUAAGAUACAAUGAUCAGUUUAUCGGUACGCACGAAUAGUUAUUAUUCUAACCAGAUCGACUGGAAAUGUAUCCUGCUACACCGCUGAAAAACGACUCCGGCAAUUACAACACACGAUCUGUACAUUAGACGAAAUAUGAUAUCGUAUUGCAUAGAGUGACAUUUUAUCUACAUUCAUGGCGGAAUGAUUUACGAUACAAUAAAAGCUGCUGCGAGAGUUGAUGGUUUAUUAGCAAUUGCUAAUGUAAGUACAUUGCUGCUAUCGCCGAUCAUUCAAUUGCAUACCGAAAUGGGAUUUAUUCCCUUUAAAUAACGAUCUUUAAUAUUUCAUUAAUGCGCACGAUAAGAUAAUUACUUCCUUUAGACAGCAUUGACAAAUCAAUAAAUAAAUUUUCUACCAACAAAUCUCUA